Molecule: messenger RNA, 2103 nt
Organism: Saimiri boliviensis boliviensis (Bolivian squirrel monkey)
Lineage: Eukaryota; Metazoa; Chordata; Mammalia; Primates; Cebidae
Source: RefSeq, a predicted model, not a curated record
CAACGUGAUCUCGCCUAAGGGACCGAGCGGAAGUCCUGGAGUCCACGCCGCGCGGAGUGCAUGCUGGGGGCCGGAAAAAAGAGGAAAUUCCGGUAGCCGAUCCGGCGACUGCAAACUCCGGUGGUAGGGGAGCGCGCGGCAGUUUAAAGCCACGAGGUGCCAGAGCGCCUGAUUCCUGCGCCGAAGUCAGAAGUGGCGGGAAGUCCGCAGUCGCUGUAAAACCUGAGACUGUGUGUGAGCCAUGGUGGGGAGAUCCCGGCGGCGCGGAGCAGCUAAGUGGGCAGCUGUGCGAGCCAAGGCAGGUCCCACCCUCACCGACGAAAAUGCAGAUGAUUUAGGAUUGCCACCCUCACCGGGGGACACCAGCUACUACCAAGAUCAGGUAGAUGACUUUCAUGAGGCACGAGCCCGGGCCGCCUUAGCUAAGGGCUGGAAUGAAGUACAGAGUGGAGACGAGGAGGAUGGCGAGGAGGAGGAGGAGGAGGAGGUGCUAGCCCUAGAUAUGGACGAUGAGGAGGACGAAGAUGGAGGGACUGCGGGGGAGGAGGAGGAGGAUGCUGAUGAUGAUGAUGGUGGGAGCUCCGUGCACAGUGAAGCUGAGGCCUCUGUGGAUCCCAGUUUGUCGUGGGGUCAGAGGAAAAAACUUUACUAUGACACGGACUAUGGUUCCAAGUCUCGAGGCCGGCAGAGUCAACAGGAGGCAGAGGAGGAGGAAAGAGAGGAGGAGGAGGAGGCACAGAUCAUUCAGCGGCGCCUAGCCCAAGCGCUGCAAGAGGAUGAUUUUGGUGUCGCCUGGGUUGAGGCCUUUGCAAAACCAGUGCCUCAGGUAGAUGAAGCUGAGACACGGGUCGUGAAAGAUUUAGCUAAAGUUUCAGUGAAAGAGAAGCUGAAAAUGUUGCGAAAGGAAUCACCGGAACUCUUGGAGCUGAUAGAAGACCUCAAAGUCAAGUUGACAGAGGUGAAGGAUGAGCUGGAGCCAUUGUUACAGCUGGUGGAACAGGGGGUCAUUCCACCCGGAAAAGGAAGCCAAUACUUGAGGACCAAGUACAACCUCUACUUGAAUUAUUGUUCGAACAUAAGUUUUUACUUGAUCCUGAAAGCUAGGAGAGUCCCAGCACAUGGACAUCCUGCCAUAGAAAGGCUUGUUACCUACCGACAUUUGAUCAACAAGCUGUCAGUUGUGGAUCAGAAGCUGUCCUCGGAAAUUCGUCAUCUGUUGACACUUAAGGAUGACGCUGUAAAGAAAGAACUGAUUCUCAAAGUAAAAUCCACCAAGCCCAAACCAAAGUCUGUUUCAAAGACUUCUGCUGCUGCCUGUGCUGUUACAGAUCUUUCUGAUGAUUCUGAUUUUGACGAAGAAGCUAAACUGAAGUACUAUAAAGAACUAGAAGACAGGCAAAAGCUAAAGAGAAAGAAAGAAGAAAACAGCACUGAAAAACAGGCUCUUGAAGAUCAAAAUGCAAAGAGAGCCAUUACCUAUCAAAUUGCUAAAAAUAGGGGACUUACUCCUAGGAGAAAGAAGAUUGAUCGCAAUCCCAGAGUGAAACACAGGGAGAAGUUCAGAAGAGCCAAAAUUCGAAGAAGAGGCCAGGUUCGUGAAGUUCGUAAAGAGGAGCAACGCUAUAGUGGAGAAUUAUCUGGCAUCCGGGCAGGAGUUAAAAAGAGCAUUAAGCUUAAAUGAAGUUUUUGCUUAGCAUAAGGUUUUUGGCAAUUUUGGAUCAAUAAAUUUUUACUUUUAACUAAAAUGAUUGUAUUAAUGUAUAAUACUUUAAAUUUUAAAAAUUCUUGUCCACAGGGAAAUUUGGGUUAUGGGACAAUUUAUAUUAAGGUUAUAUAAGAACUGUGGGAGCAAUAUGAAGGUGCUUAAGAGAUGAUGUUGAAGUUUUCCAAUAUUCUGUUAAGUAUUAGCUUAGGGAAAUUUCACAGUUCAUUGUAGGAAUGUUAACCAAACUUAGAACAUGUGUAACUUUUUGCAUAAGGAGAAUGCACCUUUGACCGUUAUUUGAAAGGCAGCCUAUAAAAUAGUUCUGACAUAUUUUAUUUACCUAACUAUAAUUAUUGGGCCAGAUACUUGUUAAUAAAUGGGCUUAAUGUCAACAUGGA